CCCACUUUCCACACCCUCACCCCCUCGCCUUCUUCUCUGCUCCUCUGAGAUGCCUCCGGAGAGCAAAUCUCCCCUCCAGAAGCUAAUGGGUGCGGGCGCCUCUAUCUUUCGCCGUGGAUUCAACUCCUCCAAAUGCAAGACGGAGGCGAAACUGGCGAUGGCGAGGAUAAAGCUGCUGAGGAACAAGAGGGAGGUGCAGGUGAGGCAGAUGAGGCGCGACAUCGCCAUGCUUCUCCAGUCCCGCCAGGAGGACACCGCCAGGAUCCGGGUCGAACAUGUGAUUAGAGAACAAAACGUUAUGGCAGCCAAUGAGAUCAUUGAACUUUUCUGUGAGCUGAUUGUGGUGCGCCUUCCAAUCAUUGCAAAACAAAGGGAUUGUCCUGCAGAUUUAAAAGAAGGUAUUUCUAGUUUGAUAUACGCUGCUCCAAGGUGCUCAGAAAUCCCAGAACUUAGCCGAAUUCGUGAUAUCUUUGAAAAGAAGUAUGGAAAAGAUUUUGUAUCAGCAGCAACAGAUCUACGUCCUAACUCUGGUGUAAAUUGUAUGCUGAUCGAGAAACUAUCAGUUAGAAAACCGACCGGUGAAGUAAAGCUGAAAAUCAUGAAGGAAAUAGCAAAGGAAUAUCAGAUCAAAUGGGAUGCCUCAGAAUCUGAGGCAGAACUUCUCAAGCCUCCUGAAGAACUUCUAGAAGGGCCACGCUUGUUUGUUGGUGCCUCCAGCAUCCCUGUGAAGCCUGUGCAUCCACCAAGCGACGUGCAAUUGAAUAAGCCUAGUCUCAGAUCAAACAAUUGCAGGGAAGAUUCCAAUAUGCAGUUCAAGGAUACAGCUUCAGCUGCUCGAGCAGCUGCAGAAUCUGCAGAGAAAGCUGUUUCUGCUGCACAAGUUGCAGCAUACCUUGCCAAACAGAACUCUCAUCCAUCUGAUCAUAAAGCAGCUACUUUUGACACCACUGCAUACAGUGUCAACAAAUUCAACAGGGUAGAUGGACUGCAAACACAAUCUUUAGAUUCUUCUACUCAAUCCUCUGGGACAAAUGAUCCUUCAGUCAAUGAGGUCAAAGCCCAUGGGAGAAUGUUCAAUUCACGAAGUUUCAACUUGUCGAACUAUAUGACUGAUAGCAGCAUGGAUGCUACCAAUUUGGAUGAUAACAAGAUUCUCAGAAGGAACAGUUGCACUGUGCGGACGGUGAAUUCAGAUAUAAAAUUUGAUGACUCAGAUGGAUUAGAUUCAGAAAAUGAUGAAGAAAUAUACAUGGAAACAUCAACAGAAACUCACCCUCCUCCUACACUGCCUCUACAUCGCAAUCACUUUGAAGAAAAAAAUCCUGCUGAUGAUAAAUCAAACGCAGGCAUGGUCAACUCUAUUUCUCGAGUCCAUCCAAAGUUACCUGACUAUGAAGAACUUGCUGCUCGCUUCGAAGCACUCAAGCGGCGCAGGUCUUGAAUAUAUUUAGUUAAAGUAAAUCCUCUAGAUGUAUCUACAUUUAUAUUUCUGGAGCACUCAAUGCACAAUUCUUGAGUACAUUUGAUUAAAAGCAGAGUCUAUAGUAGUGCCAUUUGUAUCUCUAUUCACAUAUUGUGUUAUGUAAGUUUUGGUAAGGAACAUACUUAUGAAUGAAUUCAUUGGUGGUUGAUGAGUUUUAA
Elaeis guineensis (African oil palm) is the source of this 1641-nucleotide messenger RNA. RefSeq lists its product as uncharacterized. Gene Ontology annotation, biological process: protein transport. Lineage: Eukaryota; Viridiplantae; Streptophyta; Magnoliopsida; Arecales; Arecaceae. The record is from RefSeq and is a predicted model, not a curated record.